This is a messenger RNA of Rotaria sp. Silwood2, 1035 nucleotides long. The record is from the annotation of a GenBank genome assembly. Lineage: Eukaryota; Metazoa; Rotifera; Eurotatoria; Philodinida; Philodinidae.
AUGAUUCCAUCGAACCAAUUUUCCAAUUUAAAUGUACUUCAAUUAAAUUUGAAUAACAAACAAUCGAUUAUUCAAUUAGAAGAUUUACCAAAUGAAGUAUUCUAUGUUUUAUUCAAUUAUUUGAAAAUUGAAGAUAUUUACAAAAGUUUUUUUGGACUUAAUUUGCGUUUUAAUACUUUAUUACAUUCGCUUUCAAAUUGUUAUCUUCGAAUUGAAUCAUCGACAAAAGUUAAUUUUAUUAAAAUGAUUGCUUCAAAAAUUCGUCAUUUACAUAUCGUACAAAAUGCUGUUUCAAUAUCACUUGCUCCAUUUCGUAAUACUCUUCAUUCUUUAAUCAUUGAUUCAUUAACAGAAGAAUACAUCGAUCAAUUACAUGCACUUAUUUAUCUGAAACAUUUAGAAAUACGACAUAUAUCCAAGAAGAGUAUAGAUCAUCUUCGGGAGGUGUUGUUUUUUUCACCUCAAAUAAGUCAUAUUGUCCUAACAUUCUGGUAUUCAAGUGACUUAGUGGCAGGUUAUUCAUUUUCCUACUCCAUUCCAUCUAUUCAUUCACUUUUUAUGUAUUCCCUAUCAAAUUUAAAUGAAUUUGCUUCUCUACUUGAUCAUUUACCUAAUCUGAUUCGCUUUCGCCUUCAUAUCGAUUACAUUGAAGUGCUUCCAACAGUUAAUAGUUCUGUGCCAAAUGCUCUCCGCAGUCUUUCCUAUUUUCAUUUACAAUUAAAAAAUGGUUUUACAUAUUCUCAAAUCGAUUUCUAUUUAACACAUACACCUUAUCUCAAAUCAUUUCGUUUUUGCACUGCACCAUGUCUUGUUUAUAGAAAUCAAGUGGGUCCAUAUGGUGUAUUGAAUUCCCUGGCUGACAUUAUUGAAAAACGUCUUUUCAUGAUUGAACAAUUUUCAUGUUUCAUUAUUUUUCACAUGAUUUCAAAUGAUCCCUUUGAUAUUACUAAAGUUCAUUCAAUAUAUAGUCAAAGUUAUUCAAUUAGACACAAAAACAAUAAAGAAAACUUUAAAUCAAAAUGGAUAAAAAAUUAA